This is a messenger RNA of Tripterygium wilfordii, 2662 nucleotides long. RefSeq lists its product as uncharacterized. Lineage: Eukaryota; Viridiplantae; Streptophyta; Magnoliopsida; Celastrales; Celastraceae. The transcript is spliced from 2 exons. The record is from RefSeq and is a predicted model, not a curated record. Bases 1454 to 2338 code for a protein of 294 amino acids. Gene Ontology annotation, biological process: root development; shoot system development.
UGAAGAGUUCCCUUUCCCUUUUGUUGUUGAAACUUGUGUGGUCACUACAUUUAUCCUUGCUCUACUUUGUUCAGGGUUUUAUGCUUCCUGCUCCUGCUGUCUUUUUUGUAUUUCACUAGCCCUUGUUUGUAUCAGUGAUGUUUUGCACUUUUGAGGGACAGCAGUAUGCCAGUGUAUUAUUAGUUAUAAUAUGAAAUUACCUCUGUUUCUAUGUGGUUUCUCUGGGAUGUUUAUUUAUUGUAAAAUUGAAUUGUCUCAUUACUGGGCUUUUGAUAGUUGUUAUGUCCAUCAACAUAUAUGUUUUCAAUUACAGUUUACCGCUCUCUUGAUGAAUUUUUUGUUGUAGAAAUUGACCGGAGAGUUCUAUGGAAAGAAAUACAGCACAUAAUUGUUCUUCUGUUUUCUGUUUGAUCGAUAUAUCAGAAUUUUGUUUCACAGUUUUAUUUUUGAUCUAUUGAUAUUUGAUAAGCAACUAUCUUUGUUAAUUUUGGAAUGAAGAAAACUGUAUCAGUUGUUUUUUGCCAAACAUAUUUCCAGUAUUUUUUUCCCUUGUCUGAUAGACUGAUAGAAUGCCAAAAUAUGAAUGGUGUGGCAGGAAGGAAUAAUAAUAUCCUGGUAUACGGUACUCUGGGUAUCUUUACUGCAGCAAAAUUUUGACAAGAAAUCUAAACUAAAGAUCUCCCUGUUCCUUUAGCAAAUGCAUAUGGGGAGGGCAUAGCGACAAUGCCAUAUCUUUUAUUUGUGUAACAUUGAGUCUCUUUGAGGAUGAUGCGACAUUGCAAGUGUGAUUUUAUUUAGGGCCUGUGACGGGGCAUGUGAUGUUGCAAAUAUUGUCAGACCUUUGAAUGAGGAGUUUAGGACCCUUUUUAUCACUCUGUAAUGAGGUGCUGCCCUUCUUCUCACCCAAAAAUUGAGGUUUACAUUCUCCGGCAAGUGACCUUUAAAUUAUAACCCUAAUUGUCUACUUGUCCCUGAUAUUUAGAAUUCCUCCAUUUCAGCUCUUAAUCCCAUUUGAUACACGUUGCUAUGGAAUUUGGUACCCCUUUUUUGAUGAUAAAAUAAUAGAUUUGGAAUUAAGUUUUUGUUUGAUGAUGCUAAUUUCUUCUUCUAACAACCCUAGAUUCCAUGCCUAUUGACCUAAUUAGAUAAUGGUAUUUUGCCAGGCUUUCAUGUUCUUAAACCAAAUGUUAUGAUUUGAGCUCUUCUUAUUAUUAUGGAGAUGGUGCUACUAAUGAUUGGGGGGGGGGGGGGGGGGGGGGCAAGAAGACGGGGGGGUUUCUUGGCCUGCAUUAGUUGUUGACAAUUUUAAAUAAAGGUUUAGGUUUGCAGGUUGCUGCCCAAAUUUGUAGCAGAAUCUUCAGAGUUGCAGGACAGGGCACAUUGGCAUCACAUGCCUUCUGGCAUUGCCUGAUAUGGGUCAAUCUACGCCUUUCAAUUUCUUGAAGAAGAAGGCAUGGAAAGCUCAUCUGCAGUUCACAUUCCUGUGAGGUCCAUCAGCUUGCCUUCUAGGUUACAUCCAAACUUUCAGAUUAUUAUAUCAGAACUGAACAAGCUUAAAGCCUGGGAAUCAACAGUUCCUUCAGCAUCAGAGACAACUCAACUGGGCUUGGUUGGGGUUGCACAGUUGUAUAAUUGCUUACAGGAACUCAUUCACUCUCCCCUCACCCAGAAAGCUCUUCACCACCAUCAAUACUUGAACUUGGUCGAAGAGGCAUUUGAUGGGUCAGUUGAAUUGUUGGAUGUGUGUGGCAAUGCAAGAGACCUGUUCUUUCUGAUGAAAGAGCAUAUAAAUGAUCUUCAAUCGGCUUUGAGGAGAAAGGGUGGAAGUUCAAUCAUCGAGGGCAACAUUCAAGCCUACAUCAGCUUCCGAAAGAAGGUGAAAAAGGACAUCACCAAGUGCUUAAAAACAUUGAAGAGAAUGGAAACUAGUAACCUUGAAUCAUUUCUUGUCGUGAAUUCAGAUCAUCUGUCAUUUUUAGUGAAAGUGCUUAGAGAAGUAAGGGCAAUUACCAGGCCCAUGCUUAGGUCCUUUAUGCUAUUCCUUUCAGUGCCAGUGACGAAGACCAAGGCUAGUGGGUGGUCAUUGGUUUCCAAGUUAUUGCUAACAACCGAGAGAAGCCAGAAGAUGUUGAAUGAGUUGGGGGCAGUUGAUGCUGCUCUUCACACAAUUGGUGGACAAAUCAGAAGAAAUAAUGAUGCCAAGGUUGAUGUGCAAGAAGUGCAAAAGAGAUUGGGGAGACUUGAUGGAAGAGUCGAUGGCUUUGAGGCUGAAUUAGAUUGCUUGUUUAGAUGCCUAAUUCAGAAUAGAGCGUCUCUUCUUAAUCUUGUCACUCCUUGAAAAACUUCUCUGUACAUGUAUCCUGAUCAUGGCAUAUAUCCACAUUUUUAUAGGAUUUGUCUAUGUUUGUAGAAACUAAAUUUUGUAUGAGAAUCAAGAGCAAUUUUCCGUUGAAUAAUGUAAAAUUUAGUGGCAUGGUUCAUUUAUAUCCAGAAGAAUAUAAUCUUUAGGUACAUUGCAAGGACAAUGUACCUAUUGUUAAAUUAACAGUUGAGGAAGUGCACAAAAUUAGGAGACAUGAAAUCAAGUUGUCAGAUGGGUGAAUAACGAGGCAUGUGAUGCCCACUUCUUUUUUCUCUUCAUUGUUCUUGCGUUUCAAUUGUG